CUCGUUUUAUUUUAUCGUGGUAUGAAUGAUACGAGAGUCGGAACAUUGAUAUUGUUUCUAUCAUUGUUAUUUCAACGUUGAUAAAAGCAAUAUAUUUCUGUCAAAGAACGACAAAAACUUUCCUCGAGUAUAUUACAUUUAAAAAUAAACAAGUGUUUUAAAUAUAUGUAUAUAUAGAUUAUAUGCACAGAUAGAUAUUGCAAAGGAGGAAAAAUGAUACAACCGUUUUGAGAUCGAAAAAAGUGGAUUUGCCGAGAGACGAGACAGAAAUAACAGUACGAAAAGAAGAAAAUAAUAUAUCAUCGAAAACUCACAAUGACGAGCUGCGCUUCCACAAAUUGUUCGCCGUCACGAUCCUCCUUGAGUUGCUGUCAAAUUGACAAUACAAGUCAGAACAAUGUACAAGACGUCGCGAUUGUUACCGACACUCUUCCUCCUUCGACUUAUAUCCUAAAUGAAAAGCAUUCCUUCCCAAGGAGACCAGAAAUUGACUUGGUCUUCAAGAAUAUACGAUUUCGCGUGAAGCAAUGGAAUCUUCGAAACUUCUCUAUAAAUGACAAAGAGAUUUUACAUGGCGUUAGUGGAGAGUUCAAAGCUGGCGAGUUGGUUGCCAUUAUGGGACCAUCAGGAGCUGGAAAAUCGACUCUAUUAAACGUGCUGGCCGGUUAUACUUUAAAAGGUAUGAGCGGCGAGAUUCUUGUAAAUGGGAAAAUUCGAAUACCGCAUAGCGAAAGAUGGAGAAGAACCUCGUGUUACAUACAACAAGACUCAUUGGUCCGAGGAAGAAUGACUGUUGGCGAAGCAAUGACCAUGACAGCUCACUUAAAAUUAGGCUAUACUAUCAGUUCGGCUUAUAAACACACUCAAGUCUUGAAUCUUUUGGAAAUGUUGGGUUUGAGUUAUUGCUACGACACACUAUGCGGAAGAUUAUCCGGUGGUCAAAAGAAACGGCUUGACGUCGCACUUGAGUUACUCAGCAAUCCAUCAGUUUUAUUUCUUGAUGAACCUACAACUGGAUUGGAUUCAAUGUCCUGUAGUCAGUGCAUAGCUCUGUUGAAAAGACUCGCCAGAAUGGAAAGGCGUACUAUCAUUUGCACGAUACAUCAACCGAGCGCGUUAAUUUUCGAAAUGUUCGAUUCGCUUUAUGCGCUCGCCGAUGGUUGCUGUAUAUACAAGGGUCCGAUUCAUGGUUUGUUACCACACUUUUCGGCGACUGGAAUCACCUGUCCGGCUUACCACAAUCCUGCGGACUUUCUUAUCGAAGUUGCAAUCGGAGAAUACGGAAUAUCGGUUGAUAAAUUAACUGCAGCCGUUGAAAAUAUAUGGAACAAGGAAACACCAGAGUCGAUAAAAGAUUCGGUUGAAGGCAAUAUGGUUAAAGAACCAUCACCACCAGCUGGUUUUCUAAUGCAGUGUUAUCUCCUUUAUAAAAGACAAUUAUUAUGUCUGAAAAGAGAUUAUACGCUGUUGAUGGUGCGAUUACUUUGUCAUUUGCUAAUCGGUAUUAUAUUUGGCUAUCUUUAUAUGGGAAGUGGGUAUCGUGCUAACGGUGUCCUCGCUAAUUACGUUUACUUGUAUGGUUCGUUACUUUUGAUCGUUUACACUGGAAAAAUGGCGGUGACUCUUGCAUUUCCCUUGGAAAUGAAAAUUCUCGCAAGAGAACACUUCAAUCGGUGGUACAAAUUGGCACCCUACUAUAUCAGUUUGUUACUCGUUGAAAUACCAUUUCAAGCAGUAUGCGCUGCAACUUAUCUGGCAAUCAGUUAUUGGUUAACGGGACAGCCCGUAGAAACUUAUCGUAUUAUUUCUUUUAUGAUAGUUAGCAUAGCUGCAACUUUAACAGCGCAAGCUUGGGGAUUCUUUAUCGGUGCGACUACGCCAGUUAAGAUCGCCGUGUUCCUCGGGCCCAUCAUUGCAGUUCUCUUCUCGGUAUUUGGAUUUUGCGCGACAUACUUGGACACACCUCGCGCUUUUCGUUGGUUAUUCUAUAUAUCCUAUUUUCGCGCCAGUUUCCAUAGUCUUCUUUAUACAGUUUAUGGGUUCGACCGGAUGGAUCUCAAGUGCGAUGAGUUUUAUUGUCAUUACAAGAAGCCAACGAAAUUCUUAAACGAAAUGGACAUCAACGAUACAAAUGUGAUAAAUAAUUUGAUAUUGAUCAUUGGUAUAGGAGUACUUAUGCAUUUGCUAACGGCUAGUGCACUUUGGUGUAAACUUAAUAGAAGGUAGAACUUUAUGCAUA
Molecule: messenger RNA, 2239 nt
Organism: Vespa velutina
Lineage: Eukaryota; Metazoa; Arthropoda; Insecta; Hymenoptera; Vespidae
Product: ATP-binding cassette sub-family G member 1
Exons: 10
Coding region: 316-2226 (636 amino acids)
Cellular component (GO): plasma membrane
Molecular function (GO): ATP binding; ATP hydrolysis activity; ABC-type transporter activity
Source: RefSeq, a predicted model, not a curated record